UAUUUUUUUUUUUUUCAUUCGAAGAUUUUAUUAUUUAUUUGCAUUUUGCCAGAAUGUGUUGUGGUGUAAUUUUUUGCAUCCGUAAUGUGUGGAUAAACUAAUAUUGUUUUGAGUUUGAUCGUGUUCACGCUUUGCGGUUACUUUUGCAGACUAUCCGGCCACUUCCGGUUUGUAAAUUUACACCAGAGAUGGCUGACAGUGCGAGCGAAAGUGAUUCAUCGUCCAUCGACGGAGGCCCUAUAAUGAUGCCUCCGUCGCCUAUUACUAGGGAACAGAUGCAGAAACGAAUCGAUUCUCUACAACAGCAGAACCGGGUGCUAAAGGUGGAAUUGGAAACGUACAAGUUAAAAAUGAAAGCCAUGGAUGAAGAAUGCAAGCGACUUAGAGAAACUUCCGUUUAUAUUCAAGUACGUGCAGAACAAGAAGAAGAAUUCAUUAGUAAUACAUUACUGAAAAAAAUACAAGCCCUUAAAAAGGAAAAAGAAACAUUAGCUCAUCAUUAUGAACAAGAAGAGGAGUGUUUAACAAAUGAUCUUUCCCGGAAACUGACUCAGCUACGUCAAGAGAAAUGUAAAUUAGAGCAAACGCUCGAACAAGAACAAGAGUGUUUGGUUAAUCGCCUAAUGCGUAAAAUUGAAAAACUCGAAGCUGAAACUACCACUAAACAAUCUACGUUGGAACAAUUAAGAAGAGAAAAAGUAGAUUUAGAAAACACUUUGGAACAAGAGCAAGAAGCUUUGGUAAAUAAAUUGUGGAAACGUAUGGAUAAACUUGAAGCCGAAAAAAGACAAUUACAAAUAAAGUUGGAUCAACCAAUUUCCGACCCAGUAUUACCAAGAGAUCAAGUUGGACCUAAUAAAGGUGAAAUGGCCACGAAUAUAAGUGCGCAUUUGCAACAUUUACGUGGCGAAGUCACCAGAUUACGUCACCAACUUGAUGUUUCUAAAAAAGAAAAUUCAAAAAAAAUGGAAAAAAUGGCUAAAGAAGAACGUCAAGUACGUGAGGAUAAUUUACGCUUACAGCGGAAAUUACAACUCGAAGUAGAAAGACGAACCGCAUUAUGCCGUCAUUUAUCCGAGUCUGAAAGUAGUUUAGAAAUGGAAGAAGAACGUCAGUAUAACGAAAUGGCUUCGAAUCGAUGUCGGACAUCAUCGAGCCCCCUUCCAUAUCCACAUUCUCCGUGUCAAUCCAGACCUCUUAGUCCGGGAUCUGCAGCCGGAACUCCAGGUGUGUUUCGAGGCGAAAUCGGUGUAUUAGGCUAUACAAAUAUGAAUCGUUGCUAUGCUUGUGGUCAAGCCGUACCGUCCACCAAUCUCGUCAUUGGAGCAACAUCCUCACCGUUAUGUCCCACUACACAAGUGAUAAAUCAAUCCCGAACCUUAUCAUUGGGCCGUGUGGGUAAUGAACGCUUUAUCAAGCCCAUCGUGCCACUCGCUGCCAAUAUUACCGGUGGCGGUAUACCAACUGGUUCACAGAUACCAUCACCCAAUCCGCCUCCACCAUCCACUUCGCCCGCAACACUAAUGGAUUCAGCCAAGUACUAGUAUCAUCUUUAAAAUUAGAUAAUCAUUUUAUUACACUCAUGUUAUUUCUAUUAAGUAGUUGUAGUAAUAUGUUCAUUUGCUUCUUUUUUUUUUUUUUUAUCUCAAUUUAUUAAUUAAAACCUAAGCUCAUAAUUUAUGUAUUCCUAUAAAUCGGCUAGGCACUAAAGUGAAAUAAUUGUAUUAAAUUGUUCAAAAAAAUAACUAUUUAUGUAACAAUUAAUACAAUUGUUUAAAUUUAAAGCGCCAUUAACAAUGUUCUUAAGGUCUAUUUUUACAUAAAUAUAUUAUAAUACUGUUUGCCAUUGAAAU
Adelges cooleyi (spruce gall adelgid) is the source of this 1853-nucleotide messenger RNA. RefSeq names its product coiled-coil domain-containing protein 6. The coding region runs from base 189 to 1544 and encodes 451 amino acids. The record is from RefSeq and is a predicted model, not a curated record. The transcript has 8 exons. NCBI's taxonomy places the organism in Eukaryota, Metazoa, Arthropoda, Insecta, Hemiptera, Adelgidae.